Molecule: messenger RNA, 1793 nt
Organism: Chinchilla lanigera (long-tailed chinchilla)
Lineage: Eukaryota; Metazoa; Chordata; Mammalia; Rodentia; Chinchillidae
Gene: Rilp
Product: Rab interacting lysosomal protein
Exons: 8
Coding region: 396-1442 (348 amino acids)
Biological process (GO): cilium assembly
Cellular component (GO): cytoplasm; ciliary basal body
Molecular function (GO): protein dimerization activity
Source: RefSeq, a predicted model, not a curated record
CCCCUAGGGUGAAGGCACUCACUGAUACUGAAUCUCAUCUCUCGCCAAAAGUGCCUGUUGGCCAAGUUGGCCUCCUGACUCCAGACGCAGGGGCGGAGCCUAGACCUGUGGCCAUGGGGAGGGCUUGCCUAAAGUGACCACUUACAGCCCUGAGCCUCAGCUCUUGGCCGCCUGCCUGGAAACUGGCCUCCCGGUUUCCUGUGACCUUGGGGUUUGAACAGGACAGGCCGCAGAAGGCCUAGGGCACUGUCCCCGCUUCCCAGGGCCUUCUCCGUUGUCGCCCCUCCCUUGUCGCUAAUACCCCGCCCCUUACAGGCCUGAACUUCCUGGGCCGGAAUUGCUUGGCAUCUUCCUGCCCCAAUUGAGGGUGGGGGUGCCUUCGGUCUUUGGGGGAAAUGGAGCCCAGAAGGGCGGUGCCUGGGCCACCGGGCUGGGGGCCUCGCCUGGCCGCGGGGUCGGGGACGGCCGCGGAGCUCGUGUACCAUCUAGCGGGGGCCCUGGGCACGGAGCUGCAAGAGCUGGCGCGCCGCUUCGGACCCGAGGCGGCGGCCGGGCUGGUGCCGCUCGUGGUGCGGGCGCUGGAGCUCCUGGAAAAGGCCGCCGUGGGGCCCGCCCCGGACUCGCUGCAGGUGUCCGCGCAGCAGGCGGAAGUGGAGCUGCGGCGGCUGCGGGAGGAGAACGAGCACCUCCGCAGGGAGGCGCGCGCCGGGCCGCAGGAGGAGCGCGCGCUGCUGCGGCAGCUCAAGGAAGUGACGGACAGGCAGCGGGACGAGCUCCGGGCGCACAGCCGCGACCUGCUGCAACGGAGCCAGGAAACCGAGGCGUUGCAGGAGCAGCUACAGCGCCUCCUGCUGGUGAAUGCGGAGCUGCGCCACAAGCUCGCUGCCGUGCAGGCCCAGCUGCGGGCUGCGCAGGACCGCGAGAGGGAGCGCGAGCUGCCGCGGGGAGGCGCCCGCGAGCCGGCUGAAGGGCAGAAGCAGGAGCCCGAGCGGGCGCCCCGUGAGAACUUGGUGGAUGCCCUGCAGCAGCCAGGUCGCCCGGUGGAGGCAGGGCAGUGUGGCUUCAGCCGGGAGGAGCUGGAACAGAUCCUUCAAGAGCGGAAUGAACUCAAAACCAAGGUGUUCCUGCUCAAGGAGGAGUUGGCCUACUUCCAGCGGGAGCUGCUCACAGACCACAGGGUCCCUGGGCUUCUGCUAGAAGCCAUGAAAGUGGCCGUCAGGAAGCAGCGGAAGAAAAUCAAGGCCAAGAUGUUAGGAACGCCAGAGGAGGCCGACAGCAGUGACGAUGAGGAUGGCUCAUGGCCUCUGCUCUCUGGAAACAAGGAAGAUGACACCCCACCUCCUGAGUCCAGAGCACAGAGUUUCAGGCUAGCGGGAGAAGAAGAGGUCCCCCAGCAGCCUCACCCGGCGCCUGUUGGCAGCCCUCAAGCCCCCGACUCCUGAGUCGCCCUGCUCUGUGCCCAGUGAACUCCCUGGUCUGAGGCCUUCGCCGCCCCAGAGGUCUGACGCUGGGGCCUGGGUGGGGGCGAUGUGUGACCUCAGGUGAGCACAGGCCUUCCACCUUUGCAGCCUUCCCUGGGCUUCACCUGCGGUCCUGGCCUGCAGCAGGCGUGAUGGGCGCUCAGCCUGCCUCAGCUUCCCUGACAUCUCCACACCCACGCCUCAGGGCCGCUGUGAAGCUCCUUCAUGAGUUUUGGUUUCUUCAUCCCUGAGACAGAGGACUGUCUGCCUAGUACUGCCCAGGGGUUUCUUCGGAUGACUUGCGCUAAAGUAAUAAAGCAGCCGCGCCUAGUA